Messenger RNA from Durusdinium trenchii, 1394 nucleotides. NCBI's taxonomy places the organism in Eukaryota, Dinophyceae, Suessiales, Symbiodiniaceae. The record is from the annotation of a GenBank genome assembly.
AGUGGCUGGCUCAACAGGAUCCCAAAGAUGCCAUGGCACUGAGCAAAGGCGGUGCUUCAAAGCACAAACUUGGCAAGUACGAGGUCACACGCGGUGCUUCAAAGCACCAACUUGGCAAGUACGAGGAGGCCAUUGCGGACUUCGACAUGGCCAUCAAGCUGGAUCCCAAAUUUGCCGUGGCACUGUACAAACGCGGGGCUUCAAAGCACAUGCUUGGCAAGUACGAGGAGGCCAUUGCGGACUUUGACAUGGACAUCAAUCUGAAUCCCAAAUAUGCUUUGGCACUGGACAAACGCGGUGCUUCAAAGCACAUGCUUGGCAAGUACGAGGAGGCAAUUGCGGACUUUGACAUGGCCAUCCAGCUGAACCAGACCGUCCAACUAUUUCAAUCUCAUGGGAAUAUUGCCAAGUUGGCAGCUCAGGCAUAUUUCCACCUUGGGUAUUCCAAGCAAAUCCUUGGCAGGUAUUGGCACGCGGAGGCAAUGAAGGACUACGGCAGGGCCAGCGAGCUGGAUCCCAAGCAUGGCGAAUACCGUGACCGGUUGGUGGGAGCCACGCAAGACUCUGCUUGUUUGGGUGAUACUUGGAAGGCCGUGCUGGCACUGGGGCUAGUCGUGUUCAUUUUCCUCCGCAUUUUUUGCAGGUGGUGCAUCCGUGGUUGCAGUGGGUUGUGCAAGUUUCAUGCAGCACCUUUCAGUCGCACCAUUUCCAACCAAAUUGAGGCGGGGAAGGUGGAUUCCAAAAGCAUGCAGGCAUCCAGCAUUUAUACCAGUUCGAGGUUUCCUGAUAGCCAUGAAGCUAGCAGCUCCUCCUCUGAUUGCUCCUCAGACUCCUGGGUUCAUGUGGCCUCAGAGUGCUUCUCUCCAGACACCUGCUUCACGGUUUUGCUUCCAGAUGGGCCAGUUCUCGCACCUGCCAGCUCCUUGUAUCAGGGUGCUCAGGUUGUCGCCGCCGAGGGCCGCAUUACGGAGGUCGCUUAUCCACCGGAGCAGCAUCAAGUGCAUGCCGUCAUCGAACUCCAGGCAGGAGACACAUCCUUGGUUGUCAGCCGCGAUCACCGCAUGUGCGUUCCAGUCAGGACGGUGGAGGCGCAUGAGUUGCGAGUGGGCAGCGAAGUGAUCUUGGAUUGCUCACGAGCUACUGGCACCAUCACAUCCGUAAAGUGGAGGCACGAGCCGACCAUCGUGUUGAAGAUUGGCUUCAAACCCGACUUCCCGGUGCCGGCCUUCGCGCGCCCACCAGCCAUGCUGAGCAAAGGCUUUCGCUCAAAGCCGCUACGCCGUGGUUUGAGGAAGGCUCCAGGGACAUCUGAAGAUGCCCCGUCCAUUCCGGACACGGAGGGCCAUUUGACUCCUUGAGCAAUCCACACUCCCAUAGAUCAAGAUCCCUCAGCU